Molecule: messenger RNA, 489 nt
Organism: Drosophila obscura
Lineage: Eukaryota; Metazoa; Arthropoda; Insecta; Diptera; Drosophilidae
Exons: 1
Coding region: 1-489 (162 amino acids)
Biological process (GO): DNA integration
Molecular function (GO): nucleic acid binding
Source: RefSeq, a predicted model, not a curated record
AUGGCUGAUCUACCCAGCAUUCGUAUAACGCAGGCACUGCCAUUUGUCAACACCGGUUGCGACUAUGCUGGGCCAAUCCUUCUCAAGGAUGGCAAGGGUCGCAAGCCACGCAUCAGUAAGGGCUACAUAUGCCUAUUUGUUUGCCUAGUCACGUCAGCAAUACACUUGGAACUUGCCACUGAUCUCACAACUGAAACGUUCCUGGCUGCGCUGCGGCGCUUUAUAUCUCUACGUGGCUGGUGCAGCAAAAUCUACAGCGACAACGGCACAAAUUUCAUCGGUGCAAAACACUCACUCGAUGAAAUGCAAACCCUACUGCAGUCACAGCAACACACCAAUCUGAUCACCCUUACCUUGGCGGAUGAUGGCAUCCAAUGGGUAUUCAUUCCACCACGUGCGCCUCACUGGGGUGGAAAGUGGGAAUCGGCAGUUCGAUCUGUUAAACUGCAUUUUCGGCGAGUCAUCGGAAGCUCAAAGCUUACAUUUUAG